CAGAAUGUUUCAUUUUUAAUUAAAUUAAUUCACAUAUCUAAGUAAAAGAGAAUUUUUGUGAAAAGUGGCACAAAAAACUUCUACAGCAGAAAUGUUAGUUUUGCGUUCUACUCUUAGUGUUACUAAGAUCUUAGACUACACAACCUUUCAUCAAAAAUUAUAUAUCAAUAUCGUACGAGGGUUUUAUAAUGACAGAGGAGCUAUCAGUUUUCUGUUACAAAAUUUACGCACAAAACGUACCAAUCCUGCUAAUAUAGUAUAUAAGGAAAAGAAAAAAAUGGAUGAUACAACCUACACGGACACUAGUCUUGUAUUCUUUUCCACAGAAGUACCUCAAAUGCAUAAUUUUUUUACAUUCCAUACAAAGCAUUGGUUGGAAUACUUGAAAAAAAAAUAUAUAACAUAUGCUCAAAACAGGAUGUAUAAGGAAAACUUGAAGUUGGGUUCUGAUUUGGCAAGUGCCAAGUGCGUCCUAAAACGUGGUGGAAGAGUAAAGUUCUACAAUCAGGAUUGGAUAGAAAUAGAAAAAGGAAAACCUCCUCAAUUACCAACUAUUUAUGAUCCUCAGUUUGUUGUAGAAGCAAUAGACUUAAAAGGAUUUCCUAUACAAUUUGAAACCAUUGAUACCAUAUGCAAUCUUUUCCAACUGCGGUGGAUGAGUCUCAGAGGGUGUAAAACCAUUAAUGAUUGGGCAAUGGACAAAAUAGUUGCAGAGUUCCCAGCUUUAGAAUAUCUGGAUGUAUCAGAAUGCAUAAAUGUGACAGAAAGGGGAUUAGAAGCAUUAUAUAAACUACCAAAUUUGAAGAAAUUAAUAAUAACAAAUUUUUAUCACACUGCAGCAUUUGAAUUGACUUGUGUUAUGCUAGAAGAUAUAAACUCAUAUUUAAAAUGUGAAAUACGAGAACCAGAGAAGAAACUUCUACCAGACGAAUAAAAUGAACAA
Dufourea novaeangliae is the source of this 943-nucleotide messenger RNA. Its product is annotated as ATP synthase subunit s-like protein. NCBI's taxonomy places the organism in Eukaryota, Metazoa, Arthropoda, Insecta, Hymenoptera, Halictidae. Bases 92 to 934 code for a protein of 280 amino acids. The record is from RefSeq and is a predicted model, not a curated record. The transcript has a single exon.